Serpula lacrymans var. lacrymans S7.9 is the source of this 1184-nucleotide messenger RNA. RefSeq lists its product as uncharacterized. The transcript is spliced from 2 exons. The record is from RefSeq and is a predicted model, not a curated record. NCBI's taxonomy places the organism in Eukaryota, Fungi, Basidiomycota, Agaricomycetes, Boletales, Serpulaceae. The coding region runs from base 49 to 882 and encodes 277 amino acids.
GCUUACCAUGCGGCAGAUGUGCGUCCGUCAUGGGCCACAUUUGUAGCCAUGCUGAAGGGAUCGCCAAACCUCGAAACUCUCACUUUAUCUCAGUCUGGACCCGCUGGUGCGCCUACAGACUGGCAUAGCGAGAGACCUGGCGACGGACUGAGUGAUAUAUUGGAACUUCCCAUAAAAACUCUCGUUCUGUCUUGGCUCAAACCUGAAUAUGUUGGCCCUCUCAUGCGCCGGAUUGCUCUUCCACAAUUGACAUCACUCACUCUCGAGUUCGACGAUGCUGACUAUACGGAGUUUGUCAGGCAGCUCACUGGCCCUGCUACUGGCGUAUCUAACCAAAACGUGCUCGGGAACCAAGCACCCAUUCAGAGUCUGCUGAUGCGUCUCGAAGACUUCAAAAUCGCUAGUCUGCCAUGCGAUCUUCAAUGUAUUGACCUGAUAUAUUCUCAACUUGUGGACCUCAAACAUCUCAGUCUGGCAUGUAAUUUCGUGGACGAAUUAUUCUUCAAGAAGUUGACCAACCCCAUAUCCGGUGCUUCCAAUGCUCCCGUGGCCAUUACCCCAGACUUGACCGCAGUAGCAACAGAACCAUUGUUUUAUCUACCACAAUUGAUAUCGUUGAGAACAUCAGGCAUAUCGGGUCCAGUUAUGCGCGAUGCAGUUUUGGCGAGGAAAGCCGCUGGCAUUCCGUUGCGUGCAGUGUACAUGGACGAGGAAGAUGAAGUGACUGAUACUCAGGCACAGUGGUUCCGCAGGAAUCUGGAGACGUUCGAACGGUUUGAAGCGAGUGAUGAGGAAGACGAUGAUGAUAUAUUUGAUGAGGAUAGUGACGAUGGUAUGCAAGAGGACGAUCCGGACGAUUCAAUGGUUCAGUGUAGAAACUAACCUAAAAUAACCUAAAACGGGAAAAAAGAAAGACAGCAGAUAAGGCAUAAUGUUUGUUUCAAUAUUGCGCGAAUCUGGUUUCAUUCAUGGGCGAAUCAGCAGAGAAGAAAGAAAGGGAAUGUAGACUUGAGUGGUGGUAAUGGACGCAGUAGAAAUUGGGUUCGCGGGUUGGUUUGUGGUUAGACUGAAUCUAGGGUGAUAGAGGUUGAGCUGGGUCAGAAGAUUUACGAUUAUAUGUGUUGAAUUUGUGUAGAAUCAAGUAGAGCUGUUGGAAUGAAAGUCGAUUUACAAUCUUGUCUAAA